Molecule: messenger RNA, 315 nt
Organism: Angiostrongylus costaricensis
Lineage: Eukaryota; Metazoa; Nematoda; Chromadorea; Rhabditida; Metastrongylidae
Source: the annotation of a GenBank genome assembly
UUAAUUUUCUUUCUUCUAUUUCUUCUUUCCUGCGUCGAUCGCGUAAACCCUCGCACAGGAGUGUCCGACUGCCCGAGGGUGUCCGCAUUAUGCAGUAAUCCCGUAUACGAUGCUGUAAUGACAAGGCAGUGUCCAAAAACUUGUGGACGAUGUGGCAUUACAAACUCCACGGCUACCACAACUGCAGUUUGUCAAGAUAUGAUUAACCCUGCAACCGGUACCUCAGACUGUCCGGCUCGUGCCAAUCUUUGUCGGAAUCCAAACUAUGUCGAUCUCAUGAGAGUACAAUGCGGAAAAACAUGCCAAUAUUGCUAA